Closterium sp. Naga37s-1 is the source of this 406-nucleotide messenger RNA. The record is from the annotation of a GenBank genome assembly. Lineage: Eukaryota; Viridiplantae; Streptophyta; Zygnematophyceae; Desmidiales; Closteriaceae.
CAACUACUUCAACAAGGAGCAGGGCUACUACUUCAACAAGGAGCAGGGGUACUACUACGGCUCCUCCACUGGCCUCUUCUGCAGUGCUGCCAACGGCACAUGGUACCGCUUCAAGGAGGCAGCAGGCGAGUACGAGGUGCUGCCAAGUGAUGCUGAGCAGUGGGGUGCUUCAGGCAAUGGUGGUGGCGUGGGUGGCAAGGAAGGGGGAAAAGCGAAAGCAGCUGUGGGCAAGGGUGCUGAUGGCAGUGCAGCGAGUGGUGCAGGUGACGAUGUGGCAGGCGGGGAUGCAGGCGCUGCCAAGGCAGAGGGAAGGGAUUUGGCAGGUGAGGGGCGGACAGAUGAAGGUGGAGCACAUACAGAGGAUGGGACAAUGACAACUGCCGCUGCUGCUACUGGGGACGGAUAG